Dermochelys coriacea (leatherback sea turtle) is the source of this 3912-nucleotide messenger RNA. It is a transcript of the gene CDH15, whose product is annotated as cadherin 15. The coding region runs from base 360 to 2684 and encodes 774 amino acids. NCBI's taxonomy places the organism in Eukaryota, Metazoa, Chordata, Testudines, Dermochelyidae. Gene Ontology annotation, cellular component: catenin complex; adherens junction; plasma membrane. Gene Ontology annotation, biological process: cell morphogenesis; adherens junction organization; multicellular organism development. The record is from RefSeq and is a predicted model, not a curated record. The transcript is spliced from 14 exons. Gene Ontology annotation, molecular function: calcium ion binding; cadherin binding.
GCCCUGCACUGCCACUGGCUGGCGGAGCUGGGCCGUUCCCAGGGGCUGGGCUGUGCACUCUGGGAACACGGUACUCAGUGUAAUCACCGCACAGCCAACCUGCUGCCCCAUCCCGCCAGCUCCCUCGGGCAGGGGGCUGCGGGCUGCUAGCCACCUCCUCUCUGCCUCGGUUGGUGCGGGGCCCAGAGCCAGCACAGGCCCCACAGAAAAAGUUCCGGUGCGAAGGAAAAUCUAGCGGGCAGGACUGUCCUGCCUAGACCCCAUGACCGGCCUCAUGGGCCACAUCCACCGGCCAUGCCUGGCAGUGCCCAGCAUGCAAGGGGUGGCUAUGAAGCGAGCCAGGCUAACAGGCAGGAGCCAUGGAAUCGCUGGGCAUCAACCUCUCCCAGGGGGAGGCUGGGCUCCCCUCCAGCCCCCUGGUCCUGUAUCUGUGGCGACAACGAGCUGGGCCCAGUAGGGUGAAGAGGGCCUGGGUGAUCCCACCCAUCAGCGUGUCCGAGAACCACAAGCGCAUCCCCCACCUCCUGGUGCAGAUCAAGUCGGAUAAGCAGCUGCCCGGGGGCGUCAUCUACAGCAUCAAGGGGCCAGGCGUGGACGAGGAGCCCCUGGGCAUCUUCUUCAUCGACAAGUUCAGCGGGAAGGUCUUCCUCAACACCAUGCUGGACCGGGAGAAGAAUGACCGCUUCCGGCUGAGGGCCUUUGCCCUGGACCUGGGGGGCAUGACCCUGGAAGACCCCACCGACCUGGAGAUUGUUGUGGUGGACCAGAACGACAACCGGCCCCUGUUCCAGCAGGAGAUUUUCACGGGGCACGUGGUAGAGAGAGCCGUCCCAGGCACCUAUGUGCUGAAGGCAGAAGCCACAGACGCUGACGAUCCUGACACAGACAAUGCGGCCCUGCGAUACUCCAUCCUGGAGCAGGGCUCUACCGGGCUCUUCAGCAUCAAUGAGACCACAGGCGAGAUCCGCACGGUGCAAGUGGGGCUGGACCGUGAGGUGGUGAGUGUGUAUAACCUGACGCUCCAAGUGGCCGACAUGUCGGGCGACGGCCUCACCACCACAGCCACAGCCGUGAUCUACGUUGACGACAUCAAUGACAACCCGCCCGAGUUCACCAAGCCGGAGUUCUCCGUGGAGGUGCUGGAGAACACGAGUGGUGUGGACAUCGGCCGGCUCCUGGUGCACGACAAAGACCUGCCCGGCUCCCCCAACUGGCUGGCGCGAUUCACCAUCCUGGAGGGUGACCCGGAUGGGGCCUUCGCCAUCCGCACCGACCCCCACACCAAUGAUGGCGUCCUCUCCGUGGUGAAGGCCCUGGACCACGAGGGGCGGGACCACUUCACGCUCACUGUCUCCGUCCAGAACCAGAACCAGCUACACCCGUCGACCCCCCAGACCACCCGGGCCCUGGCCAUGGUGCAGGUGCAGGUUCAGGACGUGAAUGAGGCACCCUUCUUCCGUGAGAACCCCCGGCUGGCCAGUGUGGUGGAGGGGGCACCAGCCGGCACCGAGCUCACCACCUUCAGCGCCAGCGACCCCGACACUCGCCAGCCUCAGGCCCUCAGUUACUCCCUGGCCUACGACCCGGCAGACUGGCUGCUGCUGGACCCGCACUCCGGGAGGGUGCAGACCAAGCGGGAGCUGCCGCGCCGCUCGCCCUUCCUGCAGAGCGGCUGGUACACGGCUGUCAUCCUGGCCAGCGAUAAUGCUGACCCGCCGUGCACAGCCACUGGCACCUUGUCCAUCGAGAUCCUGGAAGUGAACGACCACGGGCCGGCCCUGCUGCCACUGGCGGGCGUCGUGUGCAGCGAGCCCAGCAAGGGGCAGGGGCUGCUGCUGAGUGCCAUGGACGAGGACCUGCCGCCCCACGCCGAGCCCUUCCACUUCCGCCUCAGCCCCGACGCCCCCCAGCUCGCCCGCAACUGGAGCCUCAGCCAGCUCAAUGCGACCCACGCGGUGCUGGCGGUGCUGGUGCCGGUGCCCACGGGGCUGCACUCCCUGCCGCUCCUGCUCAGCGACUCCGGGACGCCCCGGCAGGAGCGGGCGCAACUGCUGAACGUCUCCGUGUGCCCCUGCGAUGAGGGGGGCAGCUGCCAGGCCAGCGCGGCAGCUGCCUCCACAGCCGGGGCGGGGCUCAGCUUCGGGGCCCUGAUGAUCAUCCUCAGCAGCAUCAUCCUGCUCCUGUCGCUGGCCCUGCUGGCCGCCAUCCGGGAGCGCUGCCACCGGCGCCCGCGGCACCAGGGGCUGCUGGAGAGCUCGCAGGACGACCUGCGCGACAACAUCCUCAACUACGACGAGCAGGGCGGGGGCGAGGAGGACCAGGGUGCCUACGACAUAAACCAGCUCCGCAACCCCGACUUCUUCCCCCCACCCUGCCCCUGGAGCAAGCAGCCAAUCCGGAGAGACGCUCCCUACAGCUACGCCACCCCCCUGUAUCCACGGAAAUUGCCCGCCAGCCCCUCUGACAUCGAAGACUUCAUCAAUGAGGGGCUGGACGCGGCCGACAGUGAUCCCAACGUCCCCCCCUACGACACAGCCCUCAUCUACGACUGCGAGGGCUCCGGCUCCGUGGCUGGCUCGCUCAGCUCCAUCGUGUCCAGCCUGACGGACGGCGACCAAGACUACGACUACCUCAGCGAGUGGGGGCCGCGCUUCCGCCGGCUGGCAGACCUGUAUGGGCCCUAGGGCUGGGGCAGGGAGGGGGAGUCAGGGGCUGGGGGGGGGCGGGGAAUCCUGUGAGCAGGGAGCUGGGCCCUACCCAGCGCUGGCAGAGCCUGGGAGCAGCCUCCUCAGUAGGAUGCGGCUACAGCGCUGCUGAGCCAUGGGCAGCGGACACCUGAACAGCACCAGCCUUUGGAACAAGCUGCGUUUAAACAGCAAAGCCAGCCCGGGACACAGGCGGCUCCCCCACGUCGCGGGGGCAGGAGGGGGAAAAGAGAAGAACCAGCUUCUCAGGCCUGCCUCUGCCCACGCACCAGAGCCAGGAGGGUGCAGGGAUGUGAGAACUGCACUGAGACCCGCGUGUCCGGCUUGACCCGCAAUGAGCACUGACCAAGCUGCAGGGGGGAGACUCCCUGCCCAGCCGCCAGCCAAAGCCCAGAGCAGCACACGUGGCAGAGGGCACAGCCAGCAUUAACUUUAGCCUGGCUCUCAAAGGGCAGGCUGGGGAGCACGAGGUGGAGGAGACGGGCUGGGCUGGCUACAGGGGAGGUAUGUUCUGCAGCAGGGCUCAGGGCUCUCUUACAGCAGACAGAAGGGGCAGAAGCUGGCUAGGAGAGGGCAGAGAACAACGCGUGGGGGGGGGGGGCAGGGUCCAGGGAGCUCAGUGUAGAAAGAAGAAUCAAGGAUGAAGCCACAUAGGAGGACACUUCCUAGAGCCCCCAGGGACAGCCAGGGCCCCAUACCAAGCUGUGGGCCCUGCAGGAGAAUGCCCUGGAGCAGCUACGGGACAGGGAGCCUGGGGAAAGCCAGGUCCUGCAGAGGCACCCAGCAGGGGGAAUUGCCCAAGUGAGGCUGCGGGAGGGGCAGCGCAGAGUGGGGAAGCAGCAGCAAGGCACAGCUGGCCCGGGCCUGGCAGUGCCAGACAGGCAGGAGGGAGCAGAGCAGCAGCCAUGCAUGGAAGGGGCCCCAGGCCGAGCCAGCCCCCCAGGCCCUACCUGGCUGGCGUGUUCAGGGCAGGGGAAGCACCAGGCUGGGACCUGAUGAGUGGAGGGCUAUGCCAGGUCCAGGAGGCAGGGGUCUGCCCCCUGUGGAGGUUCUUACACAAGUGCCAGGUGAGAAUCCCCCCUAUGGCAACCCCCAAUAAAGAGACUUGGAGCACAGUACUGGCUGGAGCCAGGUGCUGCAUGGGCAGGGGGCACCUGCCAGCGGAAGGGCAGUGAAGUGCCGCUCCUGGGCCCAGCUGUGGGCCUGC